Molecule: messenger RNA, 3327 nt
Organism: Saccharomycodes ludwigii
Lineage: Eukaryota; Fungi; Ascomycota; Saccharomycetes; Saccharomycodales; Saccharomycodaceae
Exons: 2
Coding region: 1-3327 (1108 amino acids)
Source: RefSeq, a predicted model, not a curated record
AUGAAAGCAUCAUUUUUUUUCUUAAGUUUUUUGGCAUUUUUUGGUGCGGUAACUAAGGCUUGUAGUUUUGUUCCUUCCAAUAAUUCGCCUCAGGCCUCGUGUUCCGGUACUCAAGUUUGUCCCGAUUUAAAUUUUGAUUUUUAUCAAAAUCAACUAGGUAUUCCAACAUAUAGUAUGGAAUUGAAAAAUGUCCAGUGGGAAUCGGCAAAUAUUUAUUGGAUGACUAUCAGGGUCUACUCUAGUACACAGAUUUCUAUUGACAAUUUAUUUUCUCUAAAAAUAUUGGGAGUUAGCUCUCCAGAUGGUUCCGUGUUGGAGCUAUAUGACAGAAAUUUAAAAAUUGCUAAGAUUGACAAUCCAACUGAUUUUGAAGUUACUUUCAGAGUGUAUGCUGAGAUUUCCGGCUGUACUGCCACUUCUGGAACCUUCCAAAUUCAAUAUGACUACUGUCAGGUUAGUUGUAGUGAAACUGCACUAUGUAAAAAUUGGCCAUAUGGUGAAACUAGUUUUGAUUUGCCAGUUACUUGUAAUUCUGAUAAUCAAAAUAAUGCCCAAGGUGCCUUUCCAAUUUUAUCUUGGAAUGUUGAUUGUGCUCAAAGUUGUGCAUCUUCUCAAGUUAGCGCUAGUUCUACUAAAUUAUUUGUGUCCAGUUUUACUACCAUUUCUCAAACUACAUCCUCUUCCUCUUCCUCUUCUUCUUCCUCUUCAAGUUCACAUUCGAGCGAAGAAAAAAAACCAUGCACCUCUUCACCAACCGUCGUCACUUCUUCUUCCUCCUCCUCCUCUUCAAGUUCACAUUGGAGUAAAGAAAAAAAACCAUGCACCUCUUCACCAACCGUCGUCACUUCUUCCUCCUCCUCUUCAAGUUCACAUUGGAGUAAAGAAAAAAAACCAUGCACUUCUUCGCCAACCGUCGUCACUUCUUCCUCCUCCUCCUCUUCAAGUUCACAUUGGAGUAAAGAAAAAAAACCAUGCACCUCUUCUCCAAACGUUGUCACUUCUUCCUCCUCCAUUGCAUCUUCAAGUGCACCAGCUAGCUCACCUGUUGUCCCAUCUUCAAGUGCACCAGCUAGCUCACCUGUUGUCCCAUCUUCAAGUGCACCAGCUAGCUCACCUGUUGUCCCAUCUUCAAGUGCACCAGCUAGUUCACCUGUUGUUCCAUCUUCAAGUGCACCAGUUAGCUCUUCUGCUAUUCCAUAUUCAAGUGCACCAGUUAGCUCUUCUGCUAUUCCAUACUCAAGUGCACCAGCUAGUUCACCUGUUGUUCCAUCUUCAAGUGCACCAGCUAGCUCACCUGUUAUCCCAUCUUCAAUUAGCUCUUCUGCUAUUCCAUACUCAAGUGCACCAGCUAGUUCACCUGUUGUUCCAUCUUCAAGUGCACCAGCUAGCUCACCUGUUAUCCCAUCUUCAAGUGCACCAGAAAGCUCUUCUGUUGCUCCAUCUUCGAUUCCAUACUCAAGUGCACCAGCUAGCUCUUCUGCUAUCCCAUACUCAAGUGCACCAGAAAGCUCUUCUGUUGCUCCAUCUUCGAUUCCAUACUCAAGUGCACCAGCUAGCUCUUCUGCUAUUCCAUACUCAAGUGCACCAGUUAGCUCUUCUGUUAUCACAUACUCAAGUGUACCAGUUAGCUCUUCUGUUAUUCCAUACUCAAGUGCACCAGUUAGCUCUUCUGUUCCAUCUUCUGCUAUUCCAUACUCAAGUGCACCAGCUAACUCAUCUGUUGCUCCAUCUUCUGCUGUUCCAUCUUCAAGUGCCCCAUCUUCGAUUCCAUACUCAAGUGCACCAGUUAGCUCAUCUGUUGCUCCAUCUUCUGCUAUUCCAUAUCCAAGUGCACCAGCUAACUCUUCUGUUGCUCCAUCUUCGAUUCCAUAUUCAAGUGCACCAGAAAGCUCUUCUGCUAUCCCAUACUCAAGUGCACCAGUUAGCUCUUCUGUUGUUCCAUCUUCUGCUAUUCCAUAUCCAAGUGCACCAGCUAACUCAUCUGUUGCUCCAUCUUCUGCUGUUCCAUCUUCAAGUGCACCAUCUUCAAUGCCAUACUCAAGUGCACCAGUUAGCUCAUCUGUUGCUCCAUCUUCUUCGAUUCCAUAUCCAAGUGUACCAGUUAACUCAUCUGCUAUUCCAUCCUCAAGUGCAACAGAAAGUACAUCAUCGUUCAGCUAUGUUCCAGGUACUUCUACUACAGUUACUUCAGUCUACACUAGUUCUUUUACCACCUGUUUGUUGUCAACAACAAAGUAUAACAAGGACGUUACAAUCACUGAAAAUAUAUUUACCACAACUUAUGAAACUGUCACUUCUUGUUCAAUUAAUCAUGAAGUUACUGGGUCUAAUGGCGAGGCUUCUACUGUAUGCGGUCCAAAGACUGUUACUCAAUCUAUCCCAGUAUCUACCAGUACUCAAGUUGUCCCAUCUGGAUCUCCAGUUACCUAUACAAUUACUACAGUGACUAAUGUCCCAGUAACCACCACGAAUGUAGUUGUAACUACACCUAGUGCUACUGCUUCUAUUAAAGAAGAAACUAGUUCCGCUAGUGUCUAUACGACCUUUGUUACUUCUGUUUACACCAGUUCAAUUACUACCUGUUUACUAUCUACAACUGAAUAUACCGAAGAUGUUACAGUUACUGAAAGUAUAUUCACGACAACUUAUGAAACUGUCACCUCCUGUUCAAUUAAUCAUGAAGUUACUGGGUCUAACGGCGAGGCUUCUACUGUGUGCGGUCCAAAGACUGUUACUCAAUCUAUCCCAGUAUCUACCAGUACUCAAGUUGUCCCAUCUGGAUCUCCAGUUACCUAUACAAUUACUACAGUGACUAAUGUUCCAAUCACCACGACUAAUGUGGUUGUAAGUACAGUAACUGCUUCUGCUCAGUCAAUUGCUUACGAUGUUUCGUACAGUACUUUCGUUAGUACUGCUCAACAAGAUGUCACUGUUAUUAGUCAAAGUUAUUCCGUUUCUUCUACUCCUAUUGUUAAAUGCAGUAUUGCUACAGAUAAGAAUUCCGAAGUUUGUAAAACUUCUUAUCAAAUUGCACCUACUACAAUUACCUCCACUAUUAUUGUUCCAUCUGGUUCUGUAAUUACUAGUAUUGGAUCAUCAGUUGUAUACACACAAACCCAAAGCCAAACAGGGUUGUUUACAAGUGCUGAAACUUUGGUUAAAACUGAUAAUUCAGAACCAUCCUUUGUUGUUGAACAACAGAGUAGUUCUGCCACUAGGAGUUAUAGUGCUAAUUCCAUUGCUAUACAAAGCCAAGAAGCCGCUGCUAAUAAAACGAAGCUUUCAAUCUUUUCUCUUUUCAUUUCUAUUUUAUUAAUGUUUAUUUGA